This is a messenger RNA of Macrobrachium nipponense, 4701 nucleotides long. Its product is annotated as UDP-glucosyltransferase 2-like. The transcript is spliced from 8 exons. The record is from RefSeq and is a predicted model, not a curated record. Bases 126 to 1772 code for a protein of 548 amino acids. Gene Ontology annotation, molecular function: UDP-glycosyltransferase activity. Lineage: Eukaryota; Metazoa; Arthropoda; Malacostraca; Decapoda; Palaemonidae.
GCUCCUUAUCAGUAUCGUGAGGACCCCCAGUAGGUUGUGUGUGACUUCUUCCAAAUGCCCCAAAGCUGAAGAAGAUAAUCAUUUUCCCGGUGAUUUUUCGCAAGUUUUUAUUCACAGCUUCUUCGAUGGAUAAGAUGAAACAGAUAAUCGUCGUACUGUUGAUGGUGACUGGAUGCACCAACGGAAAAGACCCUCCCGAAAAACACGCCAGUUGGACAGGAUUGGCCCUGCCGGAGAGUCACUACAAGAUCCUAAUGCUCCUGCCUGUCUCAACACCUAGUCACAGGGUUGUUUUCCUUUCACUGGCUAAGGGCUUGGCUGACCGAGGACACAAGGUUGUAAUGUUGACCAACAACAACAGCAGUGACGACCGUCUGGUCACAGAAAAUGUCUACGAAUUCUCGCACGGCGUUGAGGAACUUCAUCAGAUCAACGUUGAGGAUAACCUGGCAGAAAUGAAGUGGGGCGUCAAUGAUGAUCAUAAAGCCAGAAUGCUGGAGGUUUUUGACAGGGCUACGAACAAACUCUACGCCAAUGCUGAAAUCAACGAACUCUAUAGGAAGAGAAAACGAUUCGAUCUCAUCAUUCUUCAUGCGGAGCAUAAUGAGGUCAUAUUCCCAUUCGUCCAUGAGAUGCACUUCAUAACCAUUGCUCCUGAAGGACUGGACUAUCGUCAGAGUGCCCAACUGGGCAACCCUCUGAACCCAGCUUAUGUUCCUUUCGUCUAUUUGACCAUGGCCAGUCCCAUGGGUCUUCUACAAAGAGUUUGGAAUGCUUGGAACCAUCUGGCAUUCUCUCUAUACUGGGAUGCUUACCUGCCAGUACCAUCUUUCCAGAAAAUGUUGUUGAGCAAGUUCCCUAAUCUACCUCCUUUGUCAGACAUCGAAAAGAACCAGAGCCUAACACUGAGUAAUUCCCACUUCAGUAUUGGCACACCCAUUCCCCUACUUCCCUCCCAGGUGGAAAUAGCUGGAAUGCAGUGCUGCUCCAAGACAGGGCCUCUUCCACAUGACCUUCAAGAGUGGAUUGAUGAAUCUAGUAAUGCAGGAGUAAUCUAUAUCAAUUUAGGAUCCUUUGCUCCCAGUUCUUCCAUGAACAAUGACUAUUUGCCAAUACUCCUUGAAGCUUUUAGCAGAAUACGCCAGCGAGUCAUUUGGAGAUAUGAAGAUCUGCCCAGUUUGCCAAAGAAUGUGAUAACUAGACCUUGGUGUCCUCAGCAAGAUAUUUUGAGUCACUCAAAGAUCAAAGCAUUCUUGACCCAUGGAGGUCUCUUGAGUUUCCAAGAGGCUGUGUACCAUGGCAAGCCAAUUCUUGCCAUACCCUCUACUUUGGAGCAGACGAGGAACUCUAAGACAAUAGUGGAAAAAGGUGUUGGAAUCUCCAUUCCUAAGAAUGAACUGAUUUCUGCUGAUCAGAUUGUUGAUGGUAUUUUGGAUCUGUUGCAGGAUAAUAACAAGUACCAGAAAAACAUGGCCGAACUAUCAGCCAGCUUCAGAGACCAAAUUCACACACCCUUGGACAGAGCCAUCUUUUGGACAGAGUAUGCAAUUCGUAACCCAGGAGUUGCAGCCUUAAAGUCGCCUGCUGCUCAGCUCUCCUGGACAGAGUUUUUAUUACUGGACAUCAUAGCUAUAUUCUUGGUCAUUAUUUUUUUAAUUCCUUACUUAGUAAGUUUUAUAGUUAAGAGAUGUUUGGCAUUUGUUAUGAGGAAAUUGUUUAGAAGAGAAGAAUUGUUUAGUCUUCCCAUGAGUGCAAAACAAAAAAUGAAUUAGUGAUCAUUGAGGGAGAGGUAAAGGUGAAUAUUUAUGACUAUUCAUCUGGUAGUUAGUAUACUUUUUUUUUACCAAAUCUGCUUUUAUUUACCUCUGACCUGCAAAAGCAUUAUGUAUCAACAUACUAAUAUCUUAAUCUUCAAAUUACUACCUUUAUUGUGAUGUAAUAAGAAUCUUUUUAUUAUAGAAUUAAAAACAACCUUUUCUGCCACUUUGAAGUAUAAGAUUGGUAACUGGUAAGAAAAAAUUUAGCGUUGCUGAAUAGAUAAAUCAGUGUUUAAAAGAUUAUUUGGUUCUGUGAAAAAAUGAGAGACGACAAAAGGGUGGUGAAAAGCACAAGGUUCAGAAUCAUUAGGAGUAAGAGCAUGAAAAGACAUACAAAGUGCUGAAAGAGACUUUAAAAAGUAGGUCCUUAGUUUUCAUGAAGCGUGAAUAGCUGAGACUGGCAGAAUGCUGAUAAGCUUCUCUUGUACGUACAUAAGGCAGCUAAUGAUAUAGAUUCUGUCUGCAUAAGGGGUCUAUCUGUCAUUCAGCAGGUGAGACAUGAAUACAGUACUAACUGGUGGAUACAUCUUGGGGCUUCCAAAUGAAAUACUGAUAAAUCUUUUCAGGUUUACUAGAGAUUUGCAUAAUUCAUUUUCAUGAAUUACUAGCUGAUGCUUGCUAUCGCUCACAUACCCAUAUCUGUAUCAUACCCAUAUCUGUACCAUACCCAUAUCCAUUCCAUACUCAAACCCACAUCCAUACCAUACACAUAUCUAUACCCAUACCCAUACACAAUGCAAGGUCAUAUCUCAAAUGUCAAUUAAAAUGGGAAUAGUGCAGGGUGUCGUAGUGUAGGUCUUAGGCUACGAUUUGGUUACUCCCGUUUCAAGUCACCUUAGGCUACACGAUCCCUUGUGAUUUGGAAUGCUCUCGUAUUACUAAGUGAGGAGUAAUAAAAGUACCAUACCCAUACCAAUAUCUGUACCAUAUCCAUACCAUACCAUUCCCAUAUUCAUACCCAUGGCUAAAUUAACCAUACUAAUAAUAGCCAUGAAAAGUUCAUGGGACAGCAACACCAGCCCCAUUUAUCUUCCAGGGUGCAAUCAAACACACAAACGUUUCAGUUUUAGUGUUACCAUAUGCGGACCCCCGGAUGGGCUGGGGAUGUCAGAACCUGUCCUGCCUCGGAACCCAAAAACAGAGGUAGCCCUCAUUCAGGGAUUCAUAAGAGGGGUUUUCUUCAUUUAAAGCAUAAGAUUUGUUUGUAAUAUAUGUAAUGAAAACUAUAUUGUUAAGCAAUUACUCACAAAUUUACAUAAUAGUAUUCUCUUAUCAGCAGGACUCACUAGUAUACGGGUAUGGAUACAAGGUAAGGUUGUGUAGGCAGGACUCACUGGCAUACAGAUAUGGACCCAAGGUAAGGUUGUAUAGGCAGGACUCACUGGCACACAGAUAUGGACACUGGAUUUUAAGCAUUCCUUCUUCUUUCCACAUAUCUUUAACCCUGUCUUGCAGUAGGUAUCUUCCUCCAUUACUCUAGUUUUUGACUCCACUACCCCGCUGUUGGAGCUGUAUAUCACGAUGUCAUCAACAAACAGCAUGCACUAGGGGAUUGAUCUCUUAUUCCUUGAGAUAACACAGCCAUAAUCAGGUCAAAAAGAUAUAGACUUAAAGCAGAUCCCUGAUGUAAACCAAAUCUUACUGGUAUGUGUCCAUUCAGUUAACCCAACGCUGCUUCUAACCUGUGCAUCAUGCAGCACUAGAAGUGAUAAUUAGAGUAAGAAUGACUGAGAAUCAUGUUAAUUUCUUCUGUACAAUUAUAACAUAAAAUAUUUUGUGUACAGGUACCAUAUGUUACAUAUCAUGGAAGGCUUUAUGAGUGGCAUACUUACAUAUAUCUUUGAGAUUCAUCAAAUCAAAGUGUUAAAUCGGUUGGGUUUCACUCUUGGAUUAACUGGUUGAUUUCCGUGUAGUGUUGAUGAAACACCGAUUUUCCCCCGAUCUACCGGUAAUAAACUCUACGGACGGAUAAUGAAACUAUUAAUGUCGAGAGAAACUGCAUUCUUCCAGGAGAUUGAAUUAUUGUCCGAAAUAAAUUUAAAUACUUUUUUUACAAUUAGUUGAUGUUUUUUUAUGCAAGAUUAGAUGGAAAUAAUUAGUACUACAUUAUUAUUACAUAAUAUAUUUGUAAAUGACUGUAUAAGAGAUUCAACUGUAAUACUCUUAGAAAACGUUCAGUUUUCUGUCAGUGACAGAAAGGGAAUCUUCUUGUUAUUUAUGUGUAUGACUACUUAUAAUUAACUGUGCUAAUGAAAUUUUCUAUGGCAUGGACUUUAACUUUGAGGACACAUAUCCAUUGUACCUCAAGACUAAAAGGCUGCACAGCUUCUCGUCUCGCACAUAUGUUGCAACGAGCAUAGAGUAACACAGGGUCUUCCAUAACCUCUUAUGAUUUCAGUGAUUUCAUGUAAUUCCAAUGGAAUGUGCUACAACAAUAUUUUGUUUAUUACGAGUCAGGUUUGGAGCAAUUGAAAUGUAAUUAAUUACACGUAGCCUAUUCAAGGUAAUUGUAUAUUUCUACUUUACAGUAAUUGUAAUUCAAACUAAAAAAAAAUCAAACUGUUGUAAUUGUAAUGUUAUUGAAUUUAAUGAGUUACAUGGUUGUAAAGUAAUUGUAAGCUAUUUGAUAUUGUUUCCAUUCAUGGAAUUGCAAUUGUAAAUUGAUGAUAAGACAUGUGAUUACAUUAUAACUGACAUGAACCACAUGUAAUUCCUCCAAGCCUGUUCCCAGUGGCGUAACUACCAUUCCAUCAGUAAAGAAUCCAGGAGGAACCAAGCUACAUUAUGGGGUGGGGGGCUCCAAAGAAAUUCGCAUAAAACUAGGAUAUAAAAUCUGGAAUUAGUAAAAUGUAUUUAUACCCUGAUAUAUGAAGAAGAAUAAUAA